Messenger RNA from Lactuca saligna, 979 nucleotides. Lineage: Eukaryota; Viridiplantae; Streptophyta; Magnoliopsida; Asterales; Asteraceae. The record is from the annotation of a GenBank genome assembly.
AUGUUAAUUUGGCUGCAAGGCUUCAAGAGGAACUUAGAAAGGCUGUCACAAAAAAUGGGUUCUGCAUUUGAAGUAAAUGAGAAAGCAGCCAUGAAAGUUGUGGAUGAAGCUGAUAAAUUACGGGUAGAGAAACAGGUUCUUGAAGAUAUGUUUUUGAAAGUGAAAAUAGAUUUAUGGCAUUUUUGUGAUUAUUUUGAAGAAAAAGUUGUUAGUUUUUUGGAGGAAAUGAUUCUAAAGUUGAAACAGUUGGAGAAGAUGAGGGACCAGAUUGAAAAUAUGAAGGGGAUUUUGUGGGUAAAUGGAAAGAUGCAGAAUCUGAAAGGUGAAAGAUUGAAUGGGAACUUGUUUCUACUUAAGCAAAAAUAUCUUCAACUUGAAAUUAAAGAGCUUGAAAAAAAAUUGGAUAGUCUUGUGCAGAAAACUGAGAAAUCACAGCCGAUAGAAGAUAAGAUGCCAAAAAUGGGUGGAGAUCAUCAGAAGACGGCGGAGAAAAGGGUGGUGAAAGGGUGCAUCAAGUCGGGAAAAGGACCAUGGGUGGUUCAGCGGACCACCAAAGACGGCCGUGUCAUCACCAGAUACCGGUUUCCCUCCGACAAGGAGAGGCUGAAGAACCGUGAACGGGAGAGAAACCGGCGAAAUGUUGCUCGGAAAAUCUUUUCUGGGCUUCGGACUUUCGGAAACUAUCAACUCUCAAAGAACGCUGACACCAUUGAUUUACUGAAAGCAGUUUGUGAAGAAGCUGGUUGGCAUGUUGAAGAAGAUGGGACGAUUUAUAAGAAGAAUGUGUUGCAUGAUGAGGAUGGUGGUUAUUGCACUUGUGAUGAGAAGAUGGAUACUUAUAUGGAAUCAAGAUCGAAGAUGCAUCCUCAGAAAGACCAUGAUGAUAUCAAUGUCACACUUUCUCUCACGUUAGCUAGCUAGUUAGAAACUAGGGUUUUGCAUGGUAUUUUAAAGAAUAUUGAUGCUUUAAUUAGGUGAU